Brassica napus (rape) is the source of this 1570-nucleotide messenger RNA. RefSeq names its product probable protein phosphatase 2C 9. Lineage: Eukaryota; Viridiplantae; Streptophyta; Magnoliopsida; Brassicales; Brassicaceae. Gene Ontology annotation, cellular component: cytosol; nucleus. The record is from RefSeq and is a predicted model, not a curated record. Gene Ontology annotation, molecular function: protein serine/threonine phosphatase activity. The transcript is spliced from 6 exons. Gene Ontology annotation, biological process: protein dephosphorylation. The coding region runs from base 431 to 1276 and encodes 281 amino acids.
ACCACUCUUUGCUCCAUAAUUUAAUUUUUCUUAGUAAAAUCAUUACCAAAGCAAAAAAAAAAAACAAUUCAAAGAUAUGUUUAGUGUUUAGUCAAAUAUAAAUUAACGCCAAGAAGGAAGUCUUCUUGGGUCACAAUAUAAAAUUUCAUAAUAUAGGGCGUAAAUCAAAUAUUUAAUACUUACAAAGCACGCCAAUGCAAUGUCAAGAAAAUACAGAUAGCUCCAACUUUAUUUGUGUCUUCACUGAAUAAAUAUGAACAGAAAAAUUUCGCGUAGGAAAAAGACAUAAACGAAAGAGAAGCGAAGACUUUUGUCGGAAGAGAGAGGACUUUCGUGGAUUAUAUCGUUGCUACCUCCGAUUGAAACACACAAGUUAGGGUUUCAUUACAAGAUUGUUUGUGUUCAUUAGAAUCAAUCAAAGAAAAAAAUAAUGGGAAAAUUUUGUUGCUUCACUUCCGAUUCCGAGGUUAUGGGAGGACAAUCAUCAUCUAGAUCAGGUAAAGGAAGAAGUGAUGAAGGGUUGAUCAAGUUUGGCUUUAGUCUAGUCAAAGGGAAAGCUAACCAUCCCAUGGAGGAUUAUCAUGUAGCUAACUUCAUCAACAUACAAGACCAUGAACUAGGUCUAUUUGCAAUUUAUGAUGGUCACAUGGGUGAUACUGUCCCUGCCUACUUGCAGAAGCACCUCUUCUCCAACAUCCUUAAGGAGGGAGAGUUUUGGGAAGAUCCUCGAAGGUCUAUAUUAAAAGCUUACGAGAAGACAGACCAAGCCAUUCUUUCGAAUAGCUCUGACCUCGGUCGUGGCGGGUCUACGGCUGUUACUGCUAUAUUGAUAAACGGGAGGAAGUUGUGGAUAGCUAAUGUUGGUGAUUCACGAGCUGUUCUUUAUCGAGGAGGUAAAACAAUGCAGAUGAGCACAGAUCAUGAGCCUCGUGCUGAAAGGUCGAGCAUUGAAGAUAGAGGUGGAUUUGUAUCCAAUCUACCAGGUGAUGUUCCUAGGGUGAAUGGUCAGUUAGCUGUGUCUCGUGCCUUUGGAGACAAGGGACUUAAGACACAUCUGAGUUCAGAACCUGACAUUAAACAUGCUAAUGUUGAUAGCCAGACAGAUAUUCUUGUCCUGGCAAGCGAUGGCAUUUGGAAGGUGAUGACAAAUGAGGAGGCAAUGGAGAUAGCUAAAAGGGUGAAAGAUCCACAGAAGGCGGCUAAGGAGCUAACAGCUGAAGCAUUGAGAAGAGAGAGUAAAGACGACAUAUCUUGUGUCGUAGUCCGGUUCAGAUGAUAAACUGUGGAAUGUAGAGGGAGAUGAUUCGUUCUUAAUAUAAUAAACCCCGCAUUUUUCAAUCAAGAUUCAUUAGGACACAAAGCUUGUUUCACUGGAUUUCGACUUAUGUGCCUUCGUUGUGUAAAUUGUGUGUGUUUUAAGAAGACAGAACAAAAAAAAAGAGUGUGUGGGUGGACACUGGUUACUGGUUACUGGUUACUGGUGACUGGUGGGGAUUGUGUUAUUAUUAUUGGUUGAUUUGUUAUUAUAAAUCUUCGGAAUAUAAUAUAGUAUAUAUGAUUAUUAUUUAAA